Penicillium diatomitis is the source of this 561-nucleotide messenger RNA. RefSeq names its product ribosome biosynthesis protein NIP7. Gene Ontology annotation, biological process: ribosomal large subunit biogenesis; ribosome assembly. The transcript has 6 exons. NCBI's taxonomy places the organism in Eukaryota, Fungi, Ascomycota, Eurotiomycetes, Eurotiales, Aspergillaceae. Gene Ontology annotation, cellular component: nucleus; nucleolus; preribosome, large subunit precursor. The record is from RefSeq and is a predicted model, not a curated record. Bases 1 to 561 code for a protein of 186 amino acids. Gene Ontology annotation, molecular function: RNA binding.
AUGCGUGAAUUGACAGAAGAAGAGGCCAAGGUGCUUUUCUCCAAGCUUGCCAACUACACUGGUCGGUCCUUGAACAAUUUGAUUGCGCCUCCAGAGGGUGAUCAGACGGAGCGCCAUGUGUUCCGUCUCCAGGGCUCUCGUGUGUUCUAUCUCCCUCUCCGACUGGCAAACUAUGCCACGAGCAUUCCCCGCGCCAACCUUUUGUCGGCGGGUACCAUCAUUGGAAAAUUCACCAAGACGAUGAAGUUCAGACUCCACAUCACCGCCCUCUCCGUCAUCGCCCCUCACAGUCGGUAUAAGGUCUGGAUCAAGGCAAAUGGAGAGAUGCCGUUCUUGUAUGGUGGAAACGUUCUGAAAGCGCAUGCCGCUCGCUGGAGUGAGGACUGCCCUGAGCACAGUGGAGUUAUCGUCUACAGCAUGAACGAUGAGCCGCUCGGCUUCGGCGUCACUGCGCGCUCUACCGCCGAGGCCAAGAAGCUCGAACCGACCGGUAUUGUGGUCUUCCGCCAGGCAGAUGCUGGCGAGUACCUAAGAGAGGAGGAUUCUCUCUUCACUGCUUAA